AUGGUUUUCGAAAUUAAUGAAAAAGUAGCACUUAUAACUGGUGGCGCAAAUGGGAUUGGAUUGAACUUUGCGAAGGCAUUACUCUCUAAAGGUUUAAAGGGUGUCACCUUAGCUGAUGUUAACGAAAAUGCUGGUAUUGAGGCUGAAGAAGAGUUAAAUAAAACGUACGGAAAAGAUAAAGCCUUUUUUGUUAAAACUGACGUUGUCAACUACAAGGAAUUUGAAGCUGCGUUCAAGGCAACAGUAGAAAAAUUUAGUCAUAUAGAUAUUCUAAUAAACAAUGCUGGAAUAGGAGCUGAUGGAAUUUGGCGCAAGGAAGUCGAAGUUAAUGUAGUCGGUACCAUCAAUGGAAUGAUAUUGGGCAUGGAUAAUUAUUUAAAUAAAUACAAGAUUUCUGAUGAAGGUGUUAUUAUAAAUACUUCAUCUACAUGUGGUUUAGAAGGUUAUGCCCAGUGGCCUGUUUACAGUGCAACAAAAUUUGCAAUAACAGGUAUGGUUCAAGCAUGGGGUUCUCCAGCUCAUUAUGAAAGAACGAGAGUUAGAGUUCUUGAAAUAUGUCCUAGUGCGACAGAAACAGAUAUGCUAGGAGUAGGACAGAAAUUUUUAAGUCCUGAAUACGAAAAAACUAUGAAAUAUAUUGCACAUGAAAUUGGAAAUCUACAAACAUCAGAACACGUUGCUGCUGAAAUGAUUAAAGUAUUACAAAAUGCAAACAAUGGUACGAUAUGGGUAAUAGAAAAUGGAGAACCCUCCUAUGAAUAUGUGUUACCUAAACGACAAACUUUUAAAAAUAAAAAUUAG
Messenger RNA from Psylliodes chrysocephalus, 801 nucleotides. The record is from the annotation of a GenBank genome assembly. Lineage: Eukaryota; Metazoa; Arthropoda; Insecta; Coleoptera; Chrysomelidae.